UUUCGUCAAGGAUGCUCCAGCAACCGCUGCUCGAGCUCGGGCCCGAGGACCGCCACCUGGUCACCAAAGCCGCGUGGCUCGUCGAAGACGCCUUUCGCGGCUUUGAGAAGCCGCAUCCGGACGCCACCGUGCGCGCCGUGCAGCUCCUCAAGCUCUACUACCGGCUACGCUACGUGCGCUAUUUCGCCGUCACCGUCCUUCUCUCGCUCUCGUACAUUGAGACGCCGUAUUGGUGCGCCAACAGUGGCGACCACCCGUGUGGCGACCCCGACGACGCCACGACGCCGCUGACGUUUGACAUGGCGUGGCUCUCGGGCCGGCAGUCGAUGGCGGUUGAAGUCGCCUGUCUCGCUAUCAUUUGGGGCAACGACAUGCUUCUUCUCUCGUCGCUCAAGCGCAAGUACGCAGCGCGUCGCGACCGGCUCGCCGUCUCGCUGCUGUACACGGCCGCGACCGUCAACGUUGUCGUGCGCCUCGCUGGGAACUUUGCCGAUGCCGGUCGCGUCGCAUCGUUCUUCCGCCUCUUGAUCUUCGUUUCAUCUCUUCGAUCCGCGCGGUCGACGUACCAAAAGCUCUACUUUGUGCUCGGCGAGGUCGGCAACCUCCUCUGCCUCGUGGGGAUUUACGUGCUCUUUUGCGGCUGGCUCGCGACGAUUCUCUUCCGGGACACGCCGCAAGCCGCAAUCACGUCGUCGUUUCUCGAGUCCUCGUGGCAGCUGCUCAUUCUUCUCACGACGGCGAAUUUUCCCGACGUCAUGAUGCCCGCGUACGCAAUGCACCGCGCGAACGCCCUCUUCUUCAUUUGCUUUGUGUUUUUCGGGCUCUUCUUCCUCAUGAACGUCAUUUUGGCCCAAGUCUUUUCCAACUUUCAGUGGGUGGCGUCGCGCGAAGCGGCUACGCACGCUGCCAACCGCGACCGGCUUCUCACCAAAGCCUUCCGCACGCUCGCCGCUGUCCAGAAAAGCCACACCAACGACGAGAGCGAAGACGAGCACAUUGCAUUGGAUCUUCUCGUGUGCUUCUUCACCGAGCUCAACCAGUACAAGGUUAUCAAGGCGCUCAAGAAGCGGCACAUGAAGGACCUCUUCCACCAACUCGACGAGAACGACGACGGCCGCGUGUACGUGGCGCAGUUUAUCGAUAUUUGCGACGUCAUGCGCGCCUACAUGAGCCUUCAUCGCCCCAAGCCGAGCGAAGUCGACAUGUUGUUUCCGGCACUGGCGUCGUCGCCCCGCUAUCAACGCCUCUGCACCUACGUGACGCACCGCUGGUUUGAACUCUUCUUUGACGCGCUCCUCGUCAUCAACGCGAUCGUGAUCGUCAUCGAGUUUACGACGGAUAUCGACAAUUUCUCCAUGUCGGGUUCGUGGUCGCGGUGGGAAGCUGUUGCGACGUGCUUCUCGUGCCUCUUUCUGCUCGAAAUGCUCCUCAAGCUCCUCGUGCUCGGCGUCCGCGAGUAUUGGUACUCGGGGAAGAACCGGUUUGACGCGCUCAUCACUGUCGCGUCCUUGACGAUCGACAUUUACGCGUAUAUUCCCAACGCGUACAACAGCCAUACCAUGGUCAAAGUCCUGCUGCUCGUGCGCUGCUUGCGUCUCCUCCGGCUCAUCAUGGCCGUCAAGCGGUACAACGUGAAGCGGUGACUGUCGAUCCUCAUUCGCGCUGGUGUAGCUACCGCGUGCUCUUCUCAGCAUGGCUGCGACUCCUUCCUGUCGGCAAGAACAUUCUGCUCGUGCUCUUUUGCAACAUGAACCUCUUCGCCCUUGUGGGGCACCACCUUUUUGGCGGCAAAAUCUCGCCGGCGACGAUGGACGCGCGCUAUCCCAAUGUGUCGUAUACCGUGAACCGGUACUAUGCCAACAACUUUAACGACAUUCCAAGCGGCAUGGUGACGCUCUUUGAGCUCCUCGUUGUCAACAACUGGUUCGUCAUCGUCGAUGGCCACGUCGCCGUCACGACCAUCUACGCGCGCUUCUUCUUCAUCAGCUAUUGGAUCGUUGGCGUCAUUGUGACUCUCAACCUCUUCAUUGCGUCGAUCCUCGACGCCUUCCUCGCCGAGUACGUUCAAGAGCGCACGAUCGAAGCAGACAUGCAACACGGCGACGACGACGAAGUGUCCCUACGCAAGAGCCUCUCGCGGCGGCAGCUUGCAGCGUCGACGCGAGCGCAGCACCUCGCCGAGACUGGCGACAGCCACGAGACGGACGAGAACUCGGAGCAAGCGCGCGUGUGAGGAGCAUCAACAGUCAACGACGUGAUUUGUUUACUAUAGUACACGCUAAUAAGGGCUCUAGUCGUCCGUCGUCGUCGUCUAUGGCGGCGGGAGAGAUGGAGGAGAUUGUGAUAAAUUACGCUGCGUCGCCGCCAAGGCAAC
This is a messenger RNA of Saprolegnia diclina VS20, 2374 nucleotides long. RefSeq lists its product as hypothetical. Gene Ontology annotation, biological process: transmembrane transport; monoatomic ion transport. The coding region runs from base 12 to 1643 and encodes 543 amino acids. Gene Ontology annotation, cellular component: membrane. NCBI's taxonomy places the organism in Eukaryota, Oomycota, Saprolegniomycetes, Saprolegniales, Saprolegniaceae. Gene Ontology annotation, molecular function: voltage-gated calcium channel activity. The transcript is spliced from 5 exons. The record is from RefSeq and is a predicted model, not a curated record.